Molecule: messenger RNA, 2031 nt
Organism: Nematostella vectensis (starlet sea anemone)
Lineage: Eukaryota; Metazoa; Cnidaria; Anthozoa; Actiniaria; Edwardsiidae
Product: 28S ribosomal protein S15, mitochondrial-like
Exons: 6
Coding region: 91-666 (191 amino acids)
Biological process (GO): translation
Cellular component (GO): ribosome
Molecular function (GO): structural constituent of ribosome
Source: RefSeq, a predicted model, not a curated record
CUGGCCGCUAUUUGUUUCCAAGAUGGCGGCUCCCAUGUGAAAGCAAGUGCUUUAGAGAAGUUAUGUUAGAAGGUUGGACUAGAAAACACUAUGAUAAGGCUUUCACUUGCAAGUCGAACUUUACUGCAAUCUAGUUUCGUGAACGUAGCUCAAAUUCGAGCUUUUUCUGCUGUGAAACCUCAAGAUGACCUAACAACAACAGACUCUUCCAUGGGAAGAAAGUGGAUUUGUGGUUAUGAGAAUAUCAAAGAGCUUGAAGCGGCACCAGAGAAUGUGAAAAGAAUCUUCAGUCUUGAGAAUGCGAACAGGUUUGAGAAGAGAAAAGUUGAAGAACAAGAAGUGAAAAACAACUAUGAAGGCUACUCACAAAGAUCUGUUGCUGAACUGACUUUGAAGAUCAACACACUUGAAAGACACAUGAAAGAAAGGCCAAAAGAUAAACACAACAAAGUGUUUCUACACUGGCUGACAGACCAGCGUAAGAAAAAGCUGAAGCAUCUAAAAAACAAGGAUUUUCCAGGUUACCUUCAACUCCUUCAAGAGCUGAAUAUACCUGAGCUAGAAAGCCCUCAUAGCAAGUGGAAUAAGUACAAGUUUAGGAAAUUUAAGAUUGGUGUGGAAAUUAAGGAGAAGAGGAGCUUCCUGGACAGGAAAAUUAUCACUUGAGAAAAGACAUGUAUUUCACAGAGCACAGAAAUUAGCUCAUGCCGAGAAAAAAAGUUGGGUACAGUUAAAACCUUACACCUAGUACAGUAUAAAAACCUGUAGCCUAGAAUAAGCACCCUCAAAGAACCAUUCAAGGCCAAAGAAACUGUUUCUUAUAUUAAAUAAAUUGAUCGUGGAAAUAUUUUUAUAGUUUCAAAUAAGUGCUGCAGUCAAUACAUAACCAAAUAGAAACAAAGUGGGGAAAGAAAAUGUACUUAAACUGAUAGUGGUUAAAAAAAUUAUUCAGAUAUUUUUCUUAUAGAAAAUUGUACCCCUUGCUUGCUCCCUUCCCCCUAAAAACAACAGCCAUUGAUUGACAAUUUUUUUCCAUUCCCCCAUUACUUAAAAUUUGAGUUUUAUUUAUUUUCGCCACUUUAUUUUUUAAGUGGCAGGGUAACACAACAGAAGAGCCAUUUCCUUUAAGCCUUUUAGUGUUUUGAAGUCCUCAAGAUCAAUUUAGUUUCCUUAAAAAAAAAUUCAAAUAAUAAUACUUCAAGUUGCUCGCCGUGCCAAUAGGCCACUCCAGGUAUAAGCAUGCACGUGCGCUCAACUUACCUCAACUACCGUCAUGCAGCACACGCUUUGUUUGGUGCAAGCUUAAAAAAUUUGCAUGCUGCAUUCUGGUAGUUGAGGUAGGUUACAAUAAAAACGCGCAUGCAAGCUUAUACUGUAGCUGGAAUGGUCUGUUGUUUUAAGAAAAAUGAAUGGCUGAUAAAUUGAUGAUAAUCAUGGUAAUCUAUUCUCAAAACUUUGUAUGUACAAUUGUGUUUUAUUUAAAAAAUUUCUUCAAUUUGUUCAUUUAUGGUUAUCUCUGUGUGUACAUUCAUUUUGUAUGUAAUUAACAAAUACCUUUUCUAAUAUAAACCGUUUAACUUGUUCAUUUAUUGUUUUCUACUUUUGGUCAGGAAUAAACAUGUUUGCAAAAAAUGAUGCAUUGAUACAAAUCACAAAUAGUUUGACUCAGAGUUCAAACAUACAAGACUAAAAAUGUCUGUAAUAUUGUGUUGCUAUAGUUUUAUUUAGAUGGAAAAAAGUUAUGCCAUAGUAGGGCUUUUCUUAAUACUGCUUUGAUGGUGGGACCUUCAUACCUUGGGUACCAAGGCCUCCAGACUUCUCUCUCCUACCCGCCCUUGUCUCGGUAUUUUGUCUGAGCGUCACUGGGCAAGAGAAGUCUGGAAGCUUUGGUACCAGGGUAGGUCCUUCACAGUUGAGAGUUAAAAACAAAGGAUAGGUUGUCACCUAGCACAAUCAGUAAAACCGUGAACACUGCAAAUAUGUGUAGAAUGUUUCUUCACACAUUAAAAGAUGUCUCAAUAGAGACAUUUA